CCAAACGCUUCCAUAACAUUUUUAAAGUACGCUAAAAAAAAAAAAAAGUGUACGAUGUGAGUAUAGUUACUCUAAUGAUGAUACGCAUGCAAUAGCUCUGACAGUAAGGUAAGAGUAUUAAAUCGUGAAUACAGUCGAAACACACACACGCACACACAUACACACACACACACAGAAUCACAACACACACACACACACACGUACACGUCUCUCGUACGCUUACACAAACAUUCCUACGGGAGAGCCAAGUGGCGGGUACGAUUACACCCGCUUACCACACACGCGGCUGCGGAUAUCCCCAGUGUCGCGACAUGUCCUCUAGUCCAUUUUUAGCACAGGAAGAAAGGAUUCCACUAACACUGUUUGCUGAUUGGCUGCAGAAAUCGGGAUUUUUAAGCGAUACCGUUGACGCAUAUUUUUUGUUGAAGAUGACCAGUAUAAAGGGAGGUGCUAGCGAGGACACAUUCACACACUCACACCCUGCACUGUGACUUGCCAAGUGAUCAGCGCUCUGCGAUCGAACGAUAUAAAUUCUGCACAACAGUGGAGUUCGAUCUCAGGAAGGCUCGAACAAUUUGUGAUAAAAGUUGUUGCUAAACUUCAAGUGUUGUUAAAUCACACUUAUCGCCUCUCGGAUUUCUUCGCUCCUAGGACGAGGUUGAUAUUCGCCAGCAAGUGAUCGAAGGGACCUGUCUGUCAAGACAAUGAAUUCCUGUGGAGUUGUGGUCGUCAUCUUAUUCGCCCUCUACACCGGGUGCCCAGCACGUCCCACGGAGGAGAUCGGGCGGUGUAACGACCCUCCCAGAGAGCAGUUGGAGUCUCACUUGUUUCUGAAAGGGGGACUGAACGGUCUUCACGAGUCCUUCUUCUACAUCCCGAGCCUCCUGGGGCUGGUCAAGCAGAGGAAAGACGUAGACAAACAGUUUGUGCACGUGCGCAGGGCGCGCAUGGACCUCCCGCACAGCAGCAAGACCGGCGGGGACGCCGAGGUGGAUAAGUCGAUGUGUCCACCCACCAGGUGCUCAACUACGACGACAACCGCAUCCCAGACACGCUUCUCGAGGCCAAUUGUUCAUGUCGGAAAUGCCAGAUAAAUGAGAGCAGCGGAGACGCUGAGACCAUCCUUAGAUGCGAACCCCUGGUGCACCACACACGGGUGCUCCGCAGGACGGGGUGCAAAGAUGGCAUCUACACCUGGGAGCCGGUGCUCGAGCCGCUGACUCUGACCUGCGCCUGCAGGCUACCGAAGGGGGUGCCUU
This is a messenger RNA of Pomacea canaliculata, 1259 nucleotides long. RefSeq lists its product as uncharacterized. The record is from RefSeq and is a predicted model, not a curated record. Bases 705 to 1094 code for a protein of 129 amino acids. The transcript is spliced from 2 exons. NCBI's taxonomy places the organism in Eukaryota, Metazoa, Mollusca, Gastropoda, Architaenioglossa, Ampullariidae.